AUGGACAGACGAAAGUACCAACAAGACAUACGAAGUGAUGAACUCAGGGUAGGCGAUGAGGAGACCCACAAAAUGCACCCCUGCAAUGUUGAUAAGGACUAUGUGGCAGGUAAGGUUAAAAUGAAUUUUACGUCUAAUUUUGACUUGGAGGAUAAGGAAAAGGAGGUGAACCAAUGGGGGGAGAAAAGGGGGACCCAUUAUAAGCUGAAUGAAGACACGAGAAGCGCAUACAACAUUGGAGCGGCCGAUAUGAAUAACAAGUUUGAGAGCAGUAUGAACCUUACGCAAGUUAACCUUCCUGUAAGUGAGGAGCAAAUUUUGUUAUCCAGCCAAAAUGAUUUACACGAUAAAGAAAGGGAAAAAGAAAGGGAAAAAGAAAGGCAAAAAGGGAAGGCAAAAGACAGCUGUGGUAUUGAUCCAAUGAGCCACAUAAAUGUGACUUUUGCAGGUGGACACAUAAAUGCGCUGAGUCCAGAACAGCAACGUAGCGGUGGUAGCAAACGCAUCGAUAUACGCCCUCUGGAGAAAGUCGAUGGGCAAAGGAACCCCCACGAUGGUGGUACAUCUCGGACAAACAUUAAUAUGAAUAUCAGCGAUGAUCAGAGGAGGAGUGGUCUGGACGGUGCACAUAUUUCAGCGACACGAGAGCAAUAUGUGAAUACAGUUACUACUAAUUUUGAAACGUGGUGUAAUAAGGAAGUGUCUGUAAACGAUCAGUGCUCCUGCAACACAGGAGUGCAUAAAGAAGGCGCGCACCUCCGGGAAGCAAUUAGGGCUCGGGGUGUAGGAGCUGAUGACACCGCGCAUGAAGAAGAACAGAAGGACUGUGCCAUGGUAAGCGUAGAACAGGUGUGCAGAUGGGGAAGUGGAAUGGACAACGUGGAGAGUUAUUACGAUAAGAAGAGCGCGUGUCACAUGAUGCAGGGGGGACGUAGCUCUGCCCUUGGGGAGGAAGAGCAAGAUGAGAAAAGCAAAACUAAUCCUAUAAUAAUGCAAGGUUUGAAUGAGGUAAGAAGGAAUAAUUCCAUGAACACGUCAGGUAGUUACGUAGACAAUGGAAAGAAAGAUAAUAUUUAUGAAGAGAGUUUUGUGAGGUGCUCCAAUUUGCAACAGAACUACGUUAGUGAAGGUCACCUGGAUGAGGAAAACAAACGAGCGAAUGUCUUCCAUGGAGAUGACACCGACUGGGUAAGCACUGUCAACACGAAGGAGACCCCCCCGAAUGUAGAAGAUCGUCCUAGUAAUAGGUGCCCUCUUGUGAAGGACAUUGUUCAUUUGAGAAAAAACCUACAUGGGGCAGAAAAGGAAAGUAAGUUGGGGAAGUCUCUACAAGUGGGAUGCACAAAUAUACUUGUCUGCAUCGGUACGGAGAUAAAGGAAAAGUGGACCGCAAAUGCGCCGAAUGGGGACACUCCCAAAUUACCUGAACAAGUUAGGAAGAUUGAUAAUGAAUUGGAAAUAACGAAUGAAGAAAUUAAAAAUGUUGGGCAGGAUAACUUGGAAGGGUACAAAAAAAAUGUAUGUAAAGCAGAUUUAGAGCAAGGUCCAAACGAGACAGUGAGUCACGAAAGGGUUAGUCGCUUUCCAGGUGAUGCGGUGAUAGGCAUUGUUUCAUCGGGGAAAAUUGAUGCACCUGCUGGGGGAGGAAAAAAUAAUGCAAUUAAUUACAUUGGUGUAGAAAAUAAAACGGAUGCCCAUUUGGCCGGUGGUAAUGAAGAACAUUUUUCAUGUGCAGAACGCGCAGUAGAGCAAUUGGAUGGAGCUCCAUUAGGUGCACCUCCAUUAAGGCAGAGCUCACAGGAGAGGAGAACCAAGAUGGGUAUCCCCAUACGCAUUGGAGCAGUGGUUGAUGAAACAGCACAUAGAGGAAUGGAACAAACAGCUGUUGAGGAAGAAGGUAAGAAAAAAGACAGGUCACCAGAAAUGUGUAAAGUAGGUGUAGAUGUGUCAAACGAGUUAGAUGACAAGUCUAGGAGCAAACAGAUCAGCUUAUGCAGGGAGAGGGAAAAUGGGUUCACUCCUCAAGAUAUAUUAAGCAAAAGUAAGUAUAGCACGGACAACCAAUUGGUAGGCGUAAUUCCUAGAACGUUAGUAAGUGUAGACUACACACCUGAUGCACAUGGGGUAGGGUUCAAAACAAGUAGAACCCGUUUUGGCGAACGAAAAUUGAUUCAUAUGGUGGAUGCGAAAUGGUCUGAAGGGGACAAAUAUAUUAUGGACAAUUAUCAGAGAUGCGAAAAUAUUCCUAUGGGUAUAUAUGGAAAUGGCCACGAGGAAAUAUUGGCCCACAGGACUGAUGCCUACAGCUCAUUUGAGAAGGAGAUGAAUAGCGCCCUGUUAGAUUUACACAAGGACGGAGUAGAUGUGUGCCAAGAUAGCAUCACACAUUUGAGUGAUUGUAAAAAGAAGAAGAAAAGAACUGGCAUUCCACUAAACGAGAGAAAAUACUACCGUGUGCUAGCUAAACAGAUGGUAAAAAUUCAAGGACUAACUUUCGACCACAACCAGAUCAGGUGGAUUGCGUACUGGAAGAACGAGAACAACAAACAGAUUCAGAAGCACUUCCCUGUGUGUAAGUACGGGUUCUACAAGGCGCGUCAGCUGGCACUGGAGUUUAGAAACUCGAAAUUCUCCCCAGGCAGUCAGGCAGUGAGUAUGCAAGCGGUGGCCAUCAGUGAAGUAGACAAACCAGGAGUGAACAGCCUUGGAGUAGAAAAAGGUGGGGUGAUCAACUGCGGAGUGAAUCCUCCCCAAAGCAGCAAAAAGAGCAGCCACAAAAAAGAUGUCGCAAGGGUGAGAAAUCAGGAGCCCACGCAGAAGGACAGCCAACUGAUAGAAGCGCACACCAAAAAUAAAAGAAAAGACGCAAAGGUGGGGAUUCAUAACCCCCGCAAGAGGAGCCGGAUAAGCAGCAGACGUGUCGAUCUGAGUGUAGAACGGGGAGGAAUUGUGGCUAAUCCAAGUCACGCAGCGAGGACCAUGAAACGAGACAAUGAACCCAAAAAUGUGGACGCAAAAUCGAAUUUAACAUGCGUUAAUAAAAGGAUAAAUGCAUGUAGAGCAAGCGCAUAUGAAGAAAAUAAUCCCAUUGGAAGAUCAGCGGUAGGAAGUUUUUCUGGAGGACGAUAUGCACGGAUGACAAGACCUGAUUUAAAAAACGUGCACAAUGUUUUAGCUUGUGAGAGCGGACACAAUUUAAGCAGCAUUCCAAAUGUGCCCCAUUCGACCAUCUCGCAAGGGUUCCCCGAUUUCAUGGGGAACCAGGUGGUGGGUGGUUUGACAAACUUGAGCGAUUUUGGCGGCUACAUAGGGGGAAGGGAAAACAGAUACGAUCAGAACAACCAUACCACUACAGACGGGCAUCCCCCCAAUAGACACGAAUUCGCGACGGGGUCAUACGGUUCAGUAAACUUCUACGACCAAAAUGGAAUCAUAAUAACAGGACCACAGAUCAACGCAUGGCAUAGCGAACAUGGGGGAAGAAACAACUACACUUACAUGGUUAAUAAUUUCGAAGCGAUGCCAAGAGGACACAAUAUUGCUAUGUCCUCGUGUCUAAGUGGAGUGCCAACUGAGGUAGCCUAUAUGAAUCAUGGGAUGAGUGGAGAGCCUUUAUUGAAUGGUCAAUUUACGGAUACGCAUAAGAAUGUGUCGAACCAGCUGAACCCGUUUUUUGGUGUCAAUGAUGGGAGAAACUUACAGACAGUCACAGAUGCAGCAAUGUCGAGUAAAUGGGGAGGACAUACACAAAUGGGAAAUUAUAUCCAUUGCUCCAAUUUUAAUAAUGCGGAUAUGAAGAACGAGGGUGAGGAGACCUACUCGCCCUGUUUUAGAGGUGUACCGUGUGGGUCGCCCCAGCACAUGCGAGGUGGCACUUAUCAGUACCAGUACAGUAGUAUGAAUGAGGGAAGGACACAAAACAUGGGUCCCCACUUUAACAGUGCAAAGGCACUUGUGGAUGGUACAUGGAACAGUCCAUACGAGGAAGAGACUGGAGCGAACCCUAGUAAUCAUUCGACAGUGGAAAAUUGCGUUAAGAAUUCCCUGGAAGGUAGGAGAGUUAGAAGUAGUGCCAUUUCCAGUGGCAGCUGCGUUGGUGGUAUCGGGAGCCAGGGAAUGGUUAAGACACCUCUUGCUAUCCUAGCAGGGGACAACCCAAUGCAGAACAAGAAAAAGGAGGACCUCACUCUGAGUCUGAAUGUGAACAUGCAUAGUAGGGCAAAUGGUGAAAGGAGCGAGCGUGAGACAUGGAACCUAACUAGGGCAUCCACAGCGACACACAUUUCGGAACAUUUGGGUGAAUUGAUAAAUGUAAACAGAAGUAUAUAUUGUGAGCGCAGUCAGGGAAGGAGUCUCCCCAGUGAAGGGGGCGCAUCGGGCGAAGUGGUAGGACGACUGAUGAACAAGGGGGAGGAGAGCACACGGGGAAAGGUAAACGUUUUGGGAGACAACGCCGAGGCGUGUGGAAGGCUAAGAAAUUCACCUGAACAAUGGAUAAGCAUUCAACCCAUGGAAAAAGACAAGACGACAAUAAAAAACGCAUGUGUUGAGAAUGGGCAGGCGGGAAAUGUGGCAUGUGGUCAAUCUGUGGAGGGAGUAACUUCUGCAUAUGCAGUAGGCACCACCGUUGGGAACCCGGAACGGAAAACGUCAGAGAGAAACGUCAUGAGUAAAAAUAAAGGGAAAAAAAACAAUUCCGCGAAAAGAACGAACACAAAGGGGGAGAGAAGUUGCAAUGAUUCGCAUAUCCGCGAAAACAGUAUAUCCUUAGUGUCAGAAAGUGUUAUCGUUAGUCGGAGCUACCAGUGGAAUGGGGAAGAAGACAGAGGGGAGACGCGUGCAAUUGGUAGCGGCGAAAAGAAACAGGGUGGAAUGUCUAGGGAGGUGUCCAAAACAAAGAGUUCCAAAAAAAGUGCGAAAGAGAAGAAAAAAGAAAAAAACGAAUUAAAUGUUGAUCACACCGGCGGAAAGCAAAACAGAAACGGGUGCAACCAAAUAUGUGACUCGAAGAAUAAAGGGAGUGAAGAAGUCAGCUCUGCUCUAAACAACCCCAAUGAAUGGACGCACAGUAUGAGCUUGAUCCAGAGGAAAGGUAACAUAAGUGAGGAACCAAACAACGCAGUAAUGUAUGAGGAAAGAAAAUGCACAAGUGAGAAACAAUUAGAUUCGUGUGGUCAGUUGAAUCAGCUCUCGCCAAAUACUCCUUUCUCUGUUUCCAUUGGAGAAUACAAUGUGCCACAGUGUGUCUUAGGCCCCAGUGGUGCGAAGAAUGGAGAACGUGGAAGGGAGAAAGGGUCAAGCGAGUUAGGAAAAAAAGAGACAGGAGUAGUCGAAGAGGAGGAAGAAGAAAUGUAUACAUACAAGUUAAAUGAGUUGGAAAAAAACACUUGCAAUGAUCAAGAUGAAGAUGAGUACUACUACAACGAGAUCAUGAAAAUGCCCAAGAUUAAAGGAGUCCAUUUUGAUAUCAGACAGAAAAGGUGGUGUGCCUAUGGGCAUAAAAAAAAAGAAUGCUUCUCUGUGUAUCGUUAUGGGUUUUUAAUUGCGAGAGAGCUAGCUGUGAAAAGUCGAUUAAAAGUGCAGAAAAGGAAGAACAAUAUGAAAUUAAAAAAAAAUAAAAAUUAUAUGAACAGCGAAAAUGUCUGUGGCAAAAACGGUGUGUCUCCAGUGAAGAAACAAAAGACCGUGGGGGACAAACAAACACACAGUACUGACAAUUUGGAUAUUUCAUCUCUGCCAUAUGAUGGCUUAGAUAGGAAUAAGAACAGGGUCAGCUUGAAUGAUUAUACUAGUCCCCCUUCUCAAAUUGGCUCAACGGCAUGCACGCCUACCACUCAGUUUAACGACCAAGAGGGGCAUCCCAUGGGAAGCACAACACCAACCGGUGACUCGAACUCGCAUGAACAUGAUAAACAGCAUGAGGUCAUGGAUGAUAGGAUUGAUAUGAACGCAAAUUUGUUUCCAAUACAGUUUGCGCACUCAGGCGAAACGGAGUCGUUAAAGGGACCCAGUGCUAGAGGUAGCAAGCUUCGCCCCUACAAGGGGAGUGGUGCGAGUGGCACUUAUAUAGGUAACCCUUACGGGGGGUUCUACGAUAAGCCAGAUAGGUAUGCAAACCGCAGUUAUACCGGAAUGCCGAGCGAAAUGGAGGGCCCCACCAGGAGACACCACACGGGAGAAGUUGGCAGCAAGAGGGGAAGUGGUGCACAGCACAUUGUUCCGCUUGACAACAUGGUGCACCAUUCUGAGAAGGUCAAAAAUUGUAAUUACCUAGGAAACUUGAAUCGAAUUAGUAACGUCAAUCAGGCGCAGGAGCAAAUGGAAUUUUGUGGUCCGAACGAGCAACUUUUCCUGAAUGGUGAGGUCACAAGUGACAACCUGUAUGACGCAUAUAAUGGAAACGGGGAGAUGAAUCAGAUGAUUCACUCUAGUGAGGGGAGGGAAACAAUGAAUUUUUUUAACAUGAGGAAUGUAGAAAGGUGUGUCUUUAGAGGACCCAAUGACGAGUGCCAGUCGUAUAACGGAGAUGUGAAUUUGUAUAGUGUGGCAAGGGCAAAUGCGGACAUGCAGAAAAUGGGUUCUGUUCCGAUUAUGUCUAUUCCGAUGGGAUGCAUUCCUGUUGGGCUCGCCCCAUGUUUGGGAAAUGGAUCCAUAAUGAGUAACUCCGCCAAUGAAGAGGCGCGCAACAGGUUUCACAGAAUUGCUGUCAUGAACGAUGGGUAUGUUGGCAGCAGUAGAGAACAGGUUAGGGUAAAUGAGGUCAUGAAUACUCAAGGGGGGUUCCAACUCGGGGUGGGUGCCGGUCUACCAAUUGAUUCGAACAAGACAUGCGUUCCAGACAUGCAGCACAGGAAUCGCACGAAUAAUAGAACCCACAGAAAUGGAAUCACAGAUGGGAGUAGAGAAUGUGUGCAGAAUAAGGAAGAAGUCGCAAUUGUAGAACCCGUAGUGGAGAGCAAGCCGAAUAGAAUGAGACUUAAAAAUGAUGUUGUGGCAAAUGGCUACUGCAGUUUUAGAAGCAAUUGUGAGAAGGGUACACCAGUGGGGAGUGAUAAAGGUGGGGGCACUAACCUAACAGCUAAUGCGGUGACAUGUGUGAACAGUACCCCACAGGUCAACAGUGGGGGGAAGCCCUUUUUAGAGGUGCAUGGGGGCAGCAUCGGUGGGGCUGCAAAUCGUAUUGAUGGGAAGGCGAACGCGGGGAUUCACUUCCUUGGGAUUACUCCUUCCCCUCAACAAACGGCUGCUCAGAAUAUGCUCCUGCAGUUUCCCCACGGGAACAGUUCACAGGGACAAGGGCCGUUUAUAAACAGCUGGGUUACAGAAUCAGGGAAAAAUCUUCCGAGUGCAAAAAUCUCCAUAGGGAACCCUACACAAAGUGCAUGUGACACCACCCCCAGGAUUAACACAAACCAGUGGGGAGUCCAAAAAAAUAGGGAACGGCAAAACGAUGUAGGAAGGGUAAUAAAUAUGAGUGAUACGAAUUUUUUACAGAAUGAUAUGAACAGGGGGGUAGUAGAAAAUUAUUGUGCGGUGAGAAGUUUCGAGCCAUAUGGGGCACAUAAUUUAAUGAGGAACACCACCUGGAGACGCAGGAAUGUAGAAAGUGAUUGUGCGAAGGGGAAGAUAACUUCAUGUUUGGUGGCGGAGGAGAAGACGAACUCUGGGGUCGGGAAAGAACCGCACGUGGAAUAUGACCGAAAUGUGGCACACAUAGGAAGUGGCUACUCAGAAUAUAAUAUGAAUCCCUGCGUUGAUGUGAAUGACUCUUUUGCGCAAAAUGAACAGUGUGUCACACUUGCGUGCAAAAACUAUGGCGGGGAUGCAUUUAUAAUCCCGUUUGGUGAAGAGGGAAAAAAUGAAACGGACAAACAUUUGGAAGAAAAUGAGAAAAAAUUCUUACAUCAGAUUUUUCAGGACAACAGAAAUAUAGGCCAUAUCGAGGUGGACAUAAAAAAUAAACCAAUAGAGAGCUGCCUUGAGAAAAAUAAACGUUUGAACUUCGAAGAGGUUAACAUGUUUAACGCGGAGGUUGAUGAGGUUAGGGAACCAGUAGUGAGUGUGAACACUGCAGAAUUGGAUAGAAACGAACGUAGAAACGAAAGGGUUUCUCCCCCCAAAUGGGUUCAGAUAAACGGGAAGGCAAUCUCUUAUGACAAGGUAGAUGUGGGAAAGACAGACCGAGAGGCAACAAACAAAGGUGUAAAAAUUAUGAAGAGAGAGAAAAAAAAGAAAAAAACAAAAGAAGACAUAACAUCGCAAUCGGUUAAUCAUAUUUUCCAUUCGUUGGAUGUAGCAAAUGUACAGUGUGAGGAGAAACAAGCCUGCAGUGAUAAGAAUAAAAGGUGCAAAAGUGGGUUUGCCAAUUUUACAGGUUCUGAUGAGACAUGCACGACAUGGGAGGAUGGCGCACAAACCUGCCUCUUACCAGAGAGCACUUUGGACGGAAAUCAAGGGGAAGAGAAUGGGGUAGGUGGUACACAAGAUACUGCCUCCAAUAGGUCCCCAAUACGAGUUCAUAUGUUUAAAUGCCACACCAACAGGAGCGACGCCUGGGGGAGGAGAGGUGAGCUGGUGGGAAAGUACAAAUGUGGGAGAGGAAUGAAUGCUGAAUUGAGUAAUUCAGGGGAGUGUGAAAACUCGGGGGCAACGUCCACAUGUGGAGUGCAAUUCAAAGGAACAGGAGCCACGAUGCAAUCGAAAAUAAAACCCAAGUUGGAUAUGUUGAUGUUAGAUGGAACUACAACUGGUGAGGAAGAAGAGAAGUAUAGUAAGCUUUAUCCGCGGAGGAGAAUUAAUUUCCCCCUUUUACAGAACAAAAGGAGUGAGUUAAUUUGCCAACAGUAUGACCCGUAUGGUGGGAUGGUGAUAAGAGCAAAGGGGGGAAGUAACGGAAAUAUCAAAUCAGGUGAAGAACAAGGGGGGGAUCCAUUGGUAUUCUUAAAAGGCACUGAUAAGGGUGGCACAGAAAACAUCAUUUGUGAUGAUCAUGGGAAGGUGAUGCUAAAUGGGGGUUUACCAUAUGUUGAUUUUCCAUUUACGUUUAGCACGACGAAUGGAGAGUCUCCCCCCAAUGGCAUAAAAUGCGAACAAUUGAAGGACAAUCAAAUGAACCCACUGGAAAAACCCCAAACGGUGCGUCGAUUUGAGAAUCGCUAUGGAGGAGGAAAAAGUGGACACUACGCAGAAGAAGCUGCAAAUGGAUUGGUUUUAAAAAAUGUGGAUGCUUCAAGAGCGGAUUUGUUGCAUCCUUCGAACAACAGGAGCAACGACAGAGAAGUGAAUCGUUGGGAUGUCCUGGCAGGUGCACUACGAGAUGGAAGAUUUAAUGGUGGGUUUUUUAGGGCAGCACCGAAUUGUUUUUUAAGUAAGGGCGCUCCAGAAAAGGCCAGCAACGAAGAUGUGCACCGUUUUGAGGCCGACAGGAUGAUGGCGGCAGCGGAGGUUUUUUUGAAUAGGGACUACUUCGACGUGUGCGGCAAUGUACCUGUUGUAGAAGGGGACACGGUGUUCAACGGAGUGAUAAGUGAAGUGCCAAGAGGCGGGCACAGCGAAUGGCUCAGUAGGGAUAGCCGGAAGCGGGAUAAUAAAAAAGGGACCGUUCUUAAGAAUGUCCACAUAUUGAGAGAGUACGGCGAAAGGUUUCCCCACCGUGGGUCAGAAGAAGGGGGAGUUGCAUAUGAGAAAGCAGUGGAUGGAAAUACAAGCAGAGUGGACAGCCUUCUGGACAGAUAUUGUUUAUCCCUUUUUGGAAGUAUGAAGAUUAGCGAUUUUAUGCCUAUGCAUUGUGGGGGCACGCAGAUAGAGCAGGUCCUUUUCGUGGAGCCCUACCAUGAGUACGCCUGUUUGAGUUUACACGACCUUAAUAUGAACCGAGCAAAGGAUGUCAACCAAACCAUACAUUUUAAGAAGCUCAUUUUGAAGUACCUGAUUAUGGACUUAUUUCACAACAUAAGUGUGCCAGAAUUUUCUAAAAUGACAAAUGAUAGAACCCAUUUUUUUGUGAACCCACAGAAAUAUGCAUCUAGUUACCCCCUUACAAAUGAAGUAGACAAAAAUAGAGACCUUCUGCAAAGGGUUGAGAAGUACCAUUUAAAAUGUGUUAAUAAUAUUUAUGACAUGAAAUUUGUUCAGCUGUACUGGGAUGUGUUCAUGACUUGCUUGGUGAAGAACGUCACGGCGAGUGUGUUGCCCUUCGAAGAGCAUUGCAUGGUUAUGCGCUCCCUGCUGCUGCUUUACCUGGAAAGCUGCUCUUCCGGGGGACAGAAGUGUUCGUAG
Messenger RNA from Plasmodium fragile, 10278 nucleotides. RefSeq lists its product as uncharacterized. The transcript has 2 exons. The record is from RefSeq and is a predicted model, not a curated record. NCBI's taxonomy places the organism in Eukaryota, Apicomplexa, Aconoidasida, Haemosporida, Plasmodiidae. Gene Ontology annotation, molecular function: DNA-binding transcription factor activity. The coding region runs from base 1 to 10278 and encodes 3425 amino acids. Gene Ontology annotation, biological process: regulation of DNA-templated transcription.